This is a messenger RNA of Acanthaster planci (crown-of-thorns starfish), 2801 nucleotides long. RefSeq names its product cyclin J (gene ccnj). Lineage: Eukaryota; Metazoa; Echinodermata; Asteroidea; Valvatida; Acanthasteridae. Gene Ontology annotation, biological process: mitotic cell cycle phase transition. The record is from RefSeq and is a predicted model, not a curated record. Gene Ontology annotation, molecular function: cyclin-dependent protein serine/threonine kinase regulator activity.
UUUCUUAGUAUUUAAAGGUGACCACGCCCAUAUUUUUGUUAACACAGUCGGAAGAUUUGAGGGGAAAGGUGGCAGAGUUGUGGUGUGUAAAGUUAGGCCUUAGCCUCAAGCUGAAGGGCCCAUCUCCCACUCUCAGUCCAUAGUUAACAGUACAAACUGCAAGAGGUUGACAAGUUUUCCCCUGUGUAAAUGCAUUUUAUAUGGUUUGAAAGGGGGUACUUUCCGGCUGUGCUACUUGUGGAAGACUGUAUCAUGGCCCAGGAUGCCCAGUGGUGGCUCAACUCUGACCUCACAGGCGACAUCUACUCCAGCAUGAAGAGCCAGGAGGAGAAGCUGGUGCCGUUUGUGGGUCAGUCGCCCCAGCUCCACCUGCGCCGGUACCUGGUGGACUGGAUGGCUAUCCUGUGCGAGAAGUAUGAGAUUGACCGGCAUGUGCUGCACCUGGCUGUCUACAUGCUGGAUCGGUUCAUGGACCGCUACGCCAUUGUCCAGGAGUCUCAGCUUCACCUGCUGGCAUUCACAUGCCUGCAGAUUUCAACCAAGUUUGAGGAGCGGGAAGAGAAGGUGUCUAAGCUGAGCAUCUACCACGCCCAGUCCAGCGUCACAAGCACCAACAAGGAGGACUACCUGCAGAUGGAGCUGCUGUUGCUGCAGUUCUUUGACUGGAACAUCACCCAGCCCAGUGCCACCCACUUCCUGGGGUACUUCCUGACAGAGGCGGCAGCGGCGGCCAGCAGCAGCAGGAAUGAAGUCUGCCGCAGCUGGCAGGGCGGCUGCAAUGAGUACUCCAACAUCUACAUGCACAAGUACACCAACUACUUUCUGGAGAUCAGCUUACAAGAUCAUGCCUUCUCCUUUGCCAAGCCAUCGCUGGUGGCUGCCUCCUGCAUAGCUGCCUCUAGGGUCUGUCUCCAGCUCUCUCCAACAUGGACGGCCAGCCUGACGAGGAUCACACAGUACAAGUGGGAACACAUAGCGACCCACAUCGAGCGCAUGCUGAGGACUCAUGACGUAGACGAGAAGGCUGCCAAAUGCCAGGCCAAGGAGAAGACGAGUUACGGCAGCCAGAAAACAAUGAGCUACAACAGGGAGGCAGCAGUAAGCCACAGCGGCGACUACAGCAGGGCCAUCUGACCAGGGGAUAAGUUAAGUUUACAAAUGAACCAAGUCUUCCAUGGUUCCAGUAUAUUUCUGGCCCUUCCCCAGUGCCUCAAAAGAAAUGUCUGCCGCCCUCCUUUGAUAUCCCAAUCAAUUCCUCUCCCACCACAAAAAGAAAAGAAAAGAAAAAGAGCAUGAUUACAAAAAAGGGGAAAAAGUGAAACAGGUGUAUGCAGUUUUCUGAUGAUUUUUACUCUUUUCCCUUAAGAAAGAUUUCUUAAAAGUAUCUCGAGUGAGAGUGCAGAAAUUAUUUUUUAAAAAAUGAAAGAAUGCCAUUUCAAAUUUCUUAUUAUUUCUAAAAAUACAAAUAUGACAAUCAGGAUUGAAAGUUGUGCCUUUUAAGAUUUAGGAGUAGAAAUUUAUGCAGCUGCGUUUUUUCAAAUAUUUCAGUAGCAUUUUCAAACAUUGACAUUUGAUCAAUUUACUUUAAUAAACACGGCAAAAAUGAUUCAAGUGGUUGCACUAACUAGUAAAUAUUGUGAUACCUUUGGAAAGAAAAAGGUUUUAUUGAUGAAAUGAUAGUGAAUGGAAUAACUUAAGAGCCCUUUGCCUAGUUGAAAAAAAAAGGAAAAAUAAAACAAAGAAAAGAAAAGAAAGCAUGGUUAGUUCUUGAACAUUCAAAUAGUUGUGGUCAAAUAAUGCAUUAAUUAAGUUAGCAGUUUUGUUACGAAGAGAAUAUUUCUAAUUGAAAAUGAAAUCUUGAAAUUGUUAUAGUGUAUUUGUCUUUCCAAAAGAAGAUUUAAAUGAAAUAAUGGUCCGAUUUCUGUGUUGAAAUAUUUGUAAUAUGACUAAAAAGUCACAAAGUGGCAGGUAUUAAUGUGCAAUUCAAGAUGUUGUGCACCUGAAAAGAUAUUUUAAACAUACUGUAAAAGAAGAUAUAUUGAAAGAUUUAUAAGGUAAAGACCAUUGAUGUUGAAUUAAAAGUACUAAUGUACUACAGUGUGCAGGAUUAGUGUUUAAUUUAUGUACCCUUAAAUUGAAUAGUAAUACAAAAAAGCCUUCAUCUGAAUGAAAACUUAAAAUGUCCAUAUUUACAAUUAUCAAGUUGACAGAAUCUGUUUCUUGAGAUUGAACAAUCAUUUUGGCCAAAGGUGAAGUUAAGAAAAAUGGCAAUUGUUUGUUUGCAGUUUUGUUGUCCAUGUUUAAGUGCAAUAAGUCUUGCCAAAGAAAGAAAAUGCCAAUAAUUUAAUCCAGUACUGAAGUGAGUCAGUGAAAUUCCUGGUGCCUCCACUUGCAUUUGAGACUCCAUUUGGGACCUCCAAGAGAACUUUCUGUUGCCUUCUAAAAUGUAGAGUCCCUCUUUUUGCAUUGCCAUCUGUGUUGCUUUCAAAAGGGAAAAAACAUUCAGUAUUACCGAGGACAUUCUGACAGCAUGUAGAUGUAGGUGAAUUCAUCUAGUUCAUUCCUUCUGUAUUUAUAAGCUGUGUUUUAGUUGGGAGCAUUUGAGACUCAUCUGUUUCCAUCGAUGGUUUAAAUUUUUAGAGACAUAAUCAGUCCAGUGUUAAGACUGUGGAGGGCUGUAAUUUGAUGAAAGAAAAGUGAAUCACUACUUUGAACCAGCUGUUUUGUAUUCUCGGCAGGGGUGAGAUUUCUCAGUUUUUCAGCUGAUUUUCGCUUUUUUUGUUUGGAUUUCAGCUUUUUUU